This is a messenger RNA of Lactuca virosa, 444 nucleotides long. The record is from the annotation of a GenBank genome assembly. Lineage: Eukaryota; Viridiplantae; Streptophyta; Magnoliopsida; Asterales; Asteraceae.
AUGGUGUCUACUUCUAUUCCUAUGGAGAUGGUUAUAGGAUGUUCCCCUCCUGUAUCCGCUUCUCCUACAUCCGAACCAUUCAUGAGUGUGUUUACCCCAGAAUCUGACCAACCUCAAUCUAAGAGAACAAGACUUGAUGUGAGGCAAUCUGAGCUAAUCGCAAGUUUGGUUAGCGGUCUUCCUACCCCUCCUGUCACUACUACUACUACUAGACUCACCACUACCAAGAUGUUCCCUACUGGUCCAAGUUCAGAAUUUCAUGUUGCUGGUCCCUCUGCACCACCCGGUUUCUCAGUUCCUAGAUAUAAUCGGGAUGCUGCUUCUGAAAGGCAGGCACUGCACAUGGCAGAAGAACAACUUCUAUCGCCAGGCCCUCGAGGAAAAGGUGUCUCUAUUGAUGAAGGUGGUGCUAGGGGUGACAAUCUCACUCUUCCUGGUUUGUAG